Colossoma macropomum (tambaqui) is the source of this 7517-nucleotide messenger RNA. It is a transcript of the gene pdgfra, whose product is annotated as platelet-derived growth factor receptor, alpha polypeptide. The record is from RefSeq and is a predicted model, not a curated record. Gene Ontology annotation, biological process: embryonic cranial skeleton morphogenesis; protein phosphorylation; platelet-derived growth factor receptor signaling pathway. The coding region runs from base 272 to 4645 and encodes 1457 amino acids. Gene Ontology annotation, molecular function: platelet-derived growth factor binding; ATP binding; platelet-derived growth factor alpha-receptor activity. Gene Ontology annotation, cellular component: signaling receptor complex. Lineage: Eukaryota; Metazoa; Chordata; Actinopteri; Characiformes; Serrasalmidae. The transcript is spliced from 29 exons.
GAUGGAUGGAGUGUAAGAGUGAGGCAGAGUUAGAGCGCUGCGCUGCAGGAGCGCUGAGGAGAACAGCAGAGGAGGAGCGCGGAGUGGAGGAGACUCAGAGAGGACACUAACACACACACACACUUAGACACACACACACGCAGGAGUGGAGCUGGACGACUGAGGACACUCACUGGACUACUUUACUGGAGCUAUUCAACUCGGUCUUUUUUCUUUUGUCAAGUGGGAACAACAAAGGGAUUUUGAAAAGCUGAACUCGAGCUGACGGACCAUGGGGACUGUGAAGACACAUCUCCUUCUGGGGGUUGUCUUAGUAGGCAUAUUGGCAGAUGCGUGGAGGGUCGUGGGUGGUCUUCCUCCACCGACCAUCGUUUCUGAUCAAACUCAGUUCUUGUUAGAGCUGCACUCGGUCUUCAAUAUUAGCUGUACGGGGAAGCAGAGCGUGUUUUGGGAAGAGCCGUUACCGAAGAACACGCACGUGCUGCCGGGAUACUACACGGCAACGCUGCUGAUAGAGGACGCCGCGGCUUUCCACACCGGACCUUACCUAUGUGUCUAUGAGGAAGAGGAGAGCGACCCCGCCAGCAUCUACAUCUUUGUACCAGAUCCUGAGGUUCCAUUCGUGCCAGAGGAGCCUUACACUCAUCAUGCUGAAGCCUGGCAGUCCCUCAUUCCGUGUCGUGUUACGGACCCAGAGUCCAGCGUGCUUCUCCGGACCCAGCCGAGUGGACACGAGAUCCAGGCCUUUUAUGAGCCCAGUCAUGGUUUCAAUGGCCUCUUUUCUCCUGGACUGUAUGUGUGUGAGACUGUUGUGAAUGGCGAGACAGUCCAGAGUGCAGUGUACUCGGUGGCAGAUGAGUCUGGUAUGAAGUUCAGUGUGGAACUGAGAGUCAGUCAGCAGGAAGUAAAAGAAGGAGGCGCUUUCAACCUCACCUGCGAGACCCCACCUGGGGCUAAGUUUGUCCAGCAGUGGCUGCACACCAGCAAACAGGCUGUAGGUGCUGUCCAGAUGAAGCAGACGUUUCCAGACAAGGUUUUGUACAUCCUCAGUAUCCCGCAUGCCUCGGUAGCUGACUCUGGCUACUACGAGUGCUCUGUCACUGAGCAGUUCGGUGGCCAGACCAAGUCCUCCAGUGUGACCGUCACUGUCCAUGCGACUUCUUUCGUGGUUCUGGAUCACAGUGGGAUUGGAGCAGUGGAAAGUGCCGCUCUCUUGGAGGAGACAGAGUUCACCAUCUAUAUUAUAUCUGACACUACGCCAAAGGUUACGUGGUUCAAAGAUGAUCUUGUGGUUGACGGCAUCUUUGUGACCACUAAGACCACUCUUUUAGAAGACAAAAGGUACGAGAGUGUUUUGGUCUUGCGGCAUCCUCAAGAAGAUGACAGCGGCACAUACAAAAUCGUAGCAUCAGCUGGAUCACAGAGCGCCGAGUUCUCCUUCAAGAUUAAUGUCAAAGCUGCUGAACCACAGUUGCUGCAGUCCAUACUGGCUCCAGUUAUCUGGCCCAGGAAGGAAGUUCUGGUGGUGUCCCUUCACUCCACGUUCAAACUGACGUGUCGCGGUCUGGCAGAGCUGGCCUGGAGCUGCCCCGUCUUCAACAACGAACCAACGCUUGAAGAUAAGAGGGCUGUCUUUGUCUCCACGGUGACCAUAAACAAUGCUACAGCAAUACAUACGGGGGAUUACACCUGCUACUACCAGGACGGAAAUUAUACUGAAGAGGCCAACAUCUAUGUUUAUGUGCCAGACCCAAAAGUGCCAUUUGUGCCCUCUCUGGUGCCGUUCAUUAACCAUAUGCUGACGAGUCAUGAGGAGACCGAGGUCCCGUGCCGCGUGUCUGACCCCAGUGCUAAUGUGACUCUGAUCCAUUUGGAGACCCAGCAGCCUGUACCUGCUGCCUAUGACAGCAAGAGGGGCUUUCUGGGCUUCUUCACUGCUGGAACAUACGUGUGCCGAGCCCUGGUGAACGGUGAGGAGCACGAGAGUGAGGAGUACAUCGUCCAUGGCUGGGCAGGCCCAGAGUUGCAAAUUGAGCUGAAGGCUGAGAAAAAGGCUCUCUUGGUCGGAGAGACCCUCACAGUGAACUGCGUGGCAAAAGGCAGCGAGAUGCUGGAAGACCGCUGGAAAUAUCCUGGCAGUCAUGCUGGUCGUGGAGUGAAGACAGUAAAGGAGAAUAAGAGGGAUCAGGAGAUUCAGUAUACUCUGACUGUGUCUAGAGCCACAGCUAAAGACAGUGGAAUCUACUCCUGCACUAUAACUGACAUUAUCAGCAAUGAGAGCCAGACUAAAGAGCUCACCAUUACUGUCUACGAGAGGGAGUUUGUGUCUGUGUCUCCUGCGUUUGACUCCAUGGAGACGGCCAAGCUGGACGACGUUCGUGAGUUCAGGGUGGACAUCGAUGCUCUCCCCACCCCCAAGGUCACGUGGCUGAAGGACGGAGUCGUCCUGGGCGACGUUUCUGCCGAGAUUGCCACCUCCCUCCGUACGAUCAGUGAAACCAGGUACCAGAGCACUCUCACUCUGAUUAGAGCUAAGGCCGAAGACAGCGGCAACUACACAGUGAGAGCUGAGAUAGGCAACCAGAGUGCCAGCCAUUCCUUCAGCCUGCAGGUUAAAGUUCCUGCAGUGAUCGUGGACCUUAUGGACCUCCACCAUGGCUCAGCAGCAGGCCAGGCUGCAGUGUGUGUCGCUGGAGGGUCUCCUGUCCCUGAUGUGGAGUGGUACAUCUGUAAAAACAUCAAACACUGUGCUAAUGACUCAACUCAGUGGUCACCACUUCAGACCAACACCACAGGGAUCAAAGUGGAUACACACAUCAACCAGGACAACCAGCUGGAGAGUGAGGUGAUCUUCGGCCAUCUGGAGAACACGCUGGCCAUCCGUUGCCUGGCCCGCAAUGACAUGGCUGCUGUCUCCCGGGAGGUCAAACUAGUGUCCAGCGGUCCGCACUCGGAGCUCACUGUGGCGGCUGCCGUUCUGGUGCUGUUGGUCAUUGUCAUCAUCUCACUCAUUGUGCUGGUCAUUAUCUGGAAACAGAAGCCACGCUAUGAAAUCAGAUGGCGGGUCAUAGAGUCAGUGAGUCCAGAUGGACACGAGUACAUCUAUGUGGACCCCAUGCAGCUGCCCUACGACUCGCGCUGGGAGUUCCCACGUGACGGCCUCGUUCUGGGCCGUAUCCUGGGUUCGGGCGCCUUUGGUAAGGUGGUGGAGGGCACCGCAUAUGGACUAAGUCGCUCUCAACCGGUCAUGAAGGUGGCGGUGAAGAUGCUCAAACCGACAGCACGCUCCAGUGAGAAGCAAGCGCUGAUGUCAGAGCUGAAGAUCAUGACCCACCUGGGCCCUCACCUCAACAUCGUCAAUCUGCUGGGAGCAUGCACCAAAUCAGGUCCUAUCUACAUAAUCACUGAGUACUGUUUCUAUGGAGACCUAGUGAACUAUCUGCAUAAGAACAGAGAUGGCUUUUUGAGCCGGCACCCAGAAAAGGCCAAGAAAGACCUGGACAUCUUUGGCAUAAACCCAGCUGAUGAGAGCAGUCGGAGUUACGUGAUCCUGUCCUUCGAGGAGAAAGGAGACUACAUGGAUAUGAAGCAGGCAGACACUAUGCAGUAUGUCCCCAUGCUGGAGAGGAGCGAAGCCUCCAAAUACUCUCACCUGCAGAGAGAUGAUUACGAUCACCCCCCCUCACACACACACACCAACGAGAGUGAGGUGGAGAAACUUCUGUCCGAUGACACAGAGGGGCUGACCACGAUGGAUCUUCUUAGCUUCACCUAUCAAGUGGCCAGAGGGAUGGAGUUUCUAGCCUCCAAAAAUUGCGUGCACAGAGAUCUGGCAGCACGUAAUGUCCUGCUGUCCCAGGGUAAGAUUGUGAAGAUCUGUGACUUCGGACUGGCCAGAGACAUCAUGCACGACAACAACUAUGUGUCCAAAGGAAGCACUUUCCUGCCAGUGAAAUGGAUGGCCCCUGAGAGCAUCUUCGAUAACCUGUACACCUCUUUGAGUGACGUGUGGUCGUAUGGAAUCUUACUGUGGGAGAUCUUCUCUCUGGGAGGUACUCCUUAUCCUGGCAUGGUUGUGGACUCCAGCUUCUAUAACAAGAUCAAGAGUGGCUACAGGAUGGCUAAACCAGAGCACGCCUCCAACGAUGUAUAUGAGCUGAUGGUGAAGUGCUGGAACAAUGAGCCAGAGAAGAGACCCUCCUUCCACAGCCUGAGUGAGAGUGUGACCACCCUGCUGCCUUCUGGAUACAAGAGGAGCUACGAGCGCGUGAACAACAACUUCCUGAAGAGCGACCACCCAGCAGUGACGCGCAUGCAGUGUGUACAUGUGAGUGAUGAUGCUUACCUGGGCGUGGCCUAUAAGAACCAAGGCAAGCUGAGGGAGCGUGAAAGCGGCUUUGAUGAGCAGAGGCUGAGCUCGGACAGCGGCUACAUCAUCCCCCUGCCUGACCUCGACCCACUUUCCGACGAGGAGUACAUCAAACGGAACCGUCACAGCUCCCAGACGUCUGAGGAGAGCGCUAUAGAGACGGGUUCGAGCAGCUCCACAUUGCCAAAGCGGGAGGGAGAGACUCUGGAGGACGUCACGCUGCUGGAUGAGAUGUGCCUGGACUCAGGAGACCUGGUGGAGGACAGUUUCCUGUGAGAGAGAGAGCAUGGGACAUAGAGACAGAGAGUAAGGGAGCGAGAGAGAGAGAGAGAGAGAGAGACCAAACGGAGCAGAAGGAAAAAUCCAAGCAUCGUCUCUAAAUGCGCUCUCUCUUCAUCCCAGACUUUCUCUGAACUCUUCCUCUCCCUGCUCCGUUCACCUGCUUAUAGAAACUCCCAGAGAAAAACCACUUCACUGCCUGGACGUCCUGUGAAGUUCUUGUUGGUCAGCUUGUGUUACAGACAGCGCCCUCUACUGGGUUGGAGGACGGGCUGGUAAAGGACUGCCAACACUCAAACUACAGACUCAUUUAUGAGGUUUUCUGACAGACAUCACUACAUUUGGCCUUGACUCUAGGCAUCUGAGACUGAUGAGGAAACAGAAUGGAGGAGUUUUCGGUUUUCUUGUCUCCUUUCAAAAGUAUAUCGAUGUUUUUGUGUUUAUAGGACUUUAUCUUGAUGGGCAUUCUGAAUAGCGAAAUAAGCAGGAACGAACCAAACAUCUGAGCGUAUCAAAGACACUUUUGAAACUCCACAACCGCCUACCUUCCAAAUAAAUCCAUCUGCGCUUCCAAGAACCACUACAAAACAUCUAACCAAAAAAAUUGUGCAAGAUUGAGCAACUGUGUCACAGUUCACGUCUACUCUUUGAAAAAAAUUCCAUUGUUUUGCUCUUGCAAGCGAGCAGCUCGUCCAUUGAAAAGCACAACAUACAUGGAUACAUACAUAGUUCCUGUAUCUGAUCAUAUAUUGUCGAUGACUCAAUAAGUGCAGCAAUUUGAAUUUUAUUUUUUUACUUUUUAGUGAGUAUAAAUAUGUAUUAUUUGUGAAUAUUUGGGGGGUUGGGAAAAGUUUUAUGGUCCUAAAUGAAGAAAACAGCAAUAAUGCUUUGACUUAUAGGUCGCAUGCACCUUUGUGACUUAACUAAAAGAGCAUGAUACCAUCCCAGUGCUGACACGUCGCUAAACAAAGUUUUGACGAAAUUGGAAAAAUGAUAUGAAGUUCAAAACAUUCUGUUCUUCUAAGAAAGGUGUCAGUCAGAGGCAUUUUAAGACUCCAAAAUUUAUGCCAGUGUUUUAGUACACACAGGAACGUUUUAGCCUGUGACACUCUAGCGAGGACAAAUCUACUUGUAGCUUGAUACGAAGCAUGAAAGUUACCUUUUACGAUCAUUUGUUGACAAUAAGCUGGAAUGUUUUGAUGCUGUAUGUAACAUAAUGUAAAAUAGGCCAAUUCAUCUAUAUACUUUCAGAAUUCUGAACCAAACAAAAUAUUACAUCGACUGGUUUAGCUGUUGUAUGCAAAUGUGUUCUUCCAAAACUUUGAACCUGUACCACACUAACAGUAGUAAUACUGUUGCUUAGAGAUGCACUGCAGGUUUGUGGUAUUCAGGUAACAUUACCUGUAUGCAAAAGAUCAGCUGCUGUUUAGUCCCUGAUGAUGUUUAUCAAACUGUGACAGAACUAUGCCGGUUACUUUUUUGUCACUGUCAUGAGUGAGAAAAACACCUCAUAACGCAAUUCAGGUUUUAUUUUUUCACCAUUUAGAAUUGCUAGCUGCCCUUUACAUUGGAUGAACAUUAAAUCACAAAUAGGCCACUAGAGACUGUGAAAAGCAACCCAUUCAAGUCUUUAUAAGUUAUUUUAACAGAUGUUAGAAAGUUUUGAAGAUAGAUGUUUUUCCUUCGACAGCAACGUAAUUCUGUUUCAGUUUGAGCUUCUGAGUCCAGGUUCUUGUUCUUGUGAAGAAGGCAAAGAACAACUCCCACCUAAUACAGUCCUUAAGGAACAACAGCCAGUCCAUGUUUUGGCUCUGUUCUAAUUCCUAUGCAUGUCUGAUUCAAGUAAUUAAAGGCUGAUUGCCUAGCUCAGGUGUGUUGGAAUAAAACAAAACAGUGAACUGGCUGAGGUUCCUCAAGGUUUGGAUUGGGGACAUGCAGUAGAAGAGUAGAGAACCAAACUAAGACCCCUGUUUGUUAGCCAUGAGCACCAGGAAAGGCAGCCAUAUUGUAGCGGAUUAGAGACACGUCUCCUGUUUCAUGUGUUUAAUGUCUUUGUCUUCAUCUGCUCCUGUAUGAGUCUGUUUUUACAUUUAUUUGAUGGUCUUCCUUGAGUUUGACUUGAUGUAGACGCUAGGCCAGAAUUUCCACUAUGGAAAGAUUUGACAUCUGUCAGAAAUGCUUCCACAAUCGUAUAGUUUCACUUGGAUUUGUAUGAUUCAACAUGGAUUCUCGUGGUUUAAUAUGGAUCUACAUAAAAGUUUAUGUAAACUGCAUCACAGGCAUACAAACACUAUUGAAAGUCAUAGCGUCAAAAGGUACACACAUGUAAAGCCGAGCCUAAUCUGCAUCUCACCUAAUGUCCUGUACAGUAGUCUUGAAGCAGCGUAGAGAGACUCUAUGUAGCUAGUUUGAUGUUAUACAUCACUGUGCAUAGUAAAUGGGUUAUCAUUGUAUAGCUUAUCAUCCAGCGACUUCACUGCCUCCCUUUGAGUGUGUAUCCCUCCACUGUGAUCUACUCUAUGGGCACGAUGAGAAACUAUAAACUAUUGCACUUUGUUACAUCUUAUCUGUUGUUGCUUUUAUCUCUGUCGUUUUGUGUUUGUUUUGAGAGCGUCUGCGAUGAGGGAAGUUGUUUUAAGAGUUUUAUAUUUGGCUGUAAAAUGCAUCCGGUUUGUGAAGAACAGUAGACUAAAUGAUUAACGGAAAGAGAUGGAGAGCUGAAUAUAAGUAUGAAUUAUACUCCAUGGUACAGUAAGUAUGUGUAAUAAUAGGUAGUUACUCCCAAUACCAGAUGUUAUCCUCCUGUUUUAUUAUGCAUUAUGUACAUUCAGAUGAUUUAUAUUUCAAUAAAUGAGAUUUAAUAAUGUAA